This is a messenger RNA of Thamnophis sirtalis, 503 nucleotides long. Lineage: Eukaryota; Metazoa; Chordata; Lepidosauria; Squamata; Natricidae. The record is from RefSeq and is a predicted model, not a curated record.
GACCCCGCCGGACAGCCGCUCCGGAGCUGCGGCUCUUCCUCUGGCUCGGUUACCCAAGAAGCCACAAGAUGACCAAAGUAGCAAGAAGACGUUUGCUUUUGAGGAAAGCCAUUCAGCAGCAGCCGCCACGGUGACUUUCCACAUCUCUCCUCGCUUGUUGGUUGGCUUGGAGGUCUCCACUGCCCAGAGGCUGGGCUGAAGGUGCCGCUUCCCCCUCGGUGCUUCCCUUGCCGGACGGCUUCCUCUGCUUGACUCGCCAUGGGAGGAUGCUUCUCCAAACCCAAACCAGUGGAAGUGAAAAUCGAGGUGGUGCUGCCAGAGAAGGAGCGCAUCAAAGAGGAGACAUCGCCCAACGGGAAGGCCAGCCCCAUCGUCUACAAGGCCAAUGGCACCUCGCGGCAUUACCAGCUGGAGGAGCACCCGGUCGCCCCCAACCCCUACCAGAAUGUGAAGGAUGUGGUGGAGGCCUUCGUUUGCCACGUGAAGGACCUGGACAUUGGACA